AAUCCCGUUACUAAUACUACAAUAUUAUGAUGAAUAACAUGAAAAUUGUUUUUUACUGUAGUAUUCAUAGACGACGCAAAUAUAAAUGAUUUAAUAAAUAUAUAUUAAGUUUUUGUUUGUCAGGUGAAAAAACAACAUUCAAUGAAAUGCAAAUAUUUCUUUGUCGUUUUCAUGAUCUAACACAUUUGACAUUAAAUAUUCGAGGAUCAGUUGAUGAAAUAGCAAAUGGUUAUCAUUGGGAAAAAUGUUCUACAAUUGCUUCACUUAAAAAAUUCGAUUUUAUUUUUGAAUUCGAACUAUCAUCUGCAAAUUCAACUCAUGUCAUGGAUCAAAUUUUUACUAGUUUUUCUACGCCCUUUUGGCGAGAUGUUAAAAAAUGGUAUGUUGCUAUAACAUCACACAAUGUCUAUACAAUAUCUUGCUUUGAUGAUCAAUUAUUUGUCUCAUCAACAUCAUCACCUUUAACUACGUCACCCGAUGAUAGUUGGUUUUAUUCAAAAGUUAAACGAAUAGAAAUUGAUAGGAAUACAUCAAUAAUGAAUCUUCAUCAUUUUCAUAAACUUGAAAGAUUGGAUGUAUUAGAAGAAAAGCUAUUUUUAUCAAUUUCUCAUAUGAAUAAAUUUACUUUUCUUCGUCAUCUUUCAUUUCAUCAAUCUAUUUCGUAUACAAUUCUCAAUGAAAUUCUUACAUAUAAUCCAAAUAUAAAUCAACUUACAAUUUCACAAAUUGAUUUCAAUCAAUUAUUACCAUUAAAAACUAUUCAUUAUUUAUAUCUUGAAGAUUCCAUAAAAAUUACGAAUCGAACACAAAUUAAAGAACUUCAUCGAAUAUUUCCAUCUAUUAAACAAUUAUCUAUUUAUCUUAAUUCAAUACAAUUCAUAUGUCAAAUAAUUAAUGAUUUUCAUCAACUUGAAAAUAUUGUAUUUCAUUUUUAUACAAUUAUUAAACCAAUAUCAUAUCAAUGGUUAAAAAGUAAUACACGUUUGAAUAAGAAUUCAUGUUCAUUUACAUAUCAAAAUGAGUCACAAGAAAUUUUAUUAUGGAUUAAUAAUUCGAUUUCAUCAACAAUUCAUUCCGAACAUAAACUACCAAUAAUUUUGAAUGUUGUUCAAGAACGACGAUCAAAUCAAUGUUUAUUACAAUAA
Messenger RNA from Adineta steineri, 1145 nucleotides. The record is from the annotation of a GenBank genome assembly. Lineage: Eukaryota; Metazoa; Rotifera; Eurotatoria; Adinetida; Adinetidae.